This is a messenger RNA of Pomacea canaliculata, 2081 nucleotides long. RefSeq names its product 26S proteasome non-ATPase regulatory subunit 3-like. Bases 168 to 1688 code for a protein of 506 amino acids. Gene Ontology annotation, cellular component: proteasome complex; proteasome regulatory particle, lid subcomplex. Gene Ontology annotation, biological process: regulation of protein catabolic process; ubiquitin-dependent protein catabolic process. Lineage: Eukaryota; Metazoa; Mollusca; Gastropoda; Architaenioglossa; Ampullariidae. The transcript has 11 exons. Gene Ontology annotation, molecular function: protein binding; enzyme regulator activity. The record is from RefSeq and is a predicted model, not a curated record.
CAGAUCCAGGAUACCAACGUUACUAAGAAGACGGAAGUGAACACUUGCGCCGGAAGAAAGCCAAUGACGUCAUUCGACAACAAAACAUGGCGGUGUCUGUGUACCUGCCCAGACAUGCUCUUUUGGUGUGAUUGAACGGUUUAAUAUCUAGUGGAUGAGCUUCAGCGAUGGUUAAAAACACAACGUCAGACGUUGAAAUGAAGGAUGUCUCUAGCCCUUCAGCAACCAACGCCGAAACAAAAGAUGAAAAGCAAGAGGAGACAAAAAAGGAUCCUGAGUUGUUGACAUUAGAAGAUAUUCGAGAACAGAUAAGGCAUAUUGAAAAAGCAGUUACAACAAAAGAGCCACGGUUUGUCUCUCGGGUCAUCAGGAGUUUGGUGAACACAAGGCGCAAACUCACAGCUCGGGUACUGCGUCGGCUUAUCAAUGGAUAUUUUACCUCUUCAACUGCCCAGAGAAAGGAAGAACUUACACAGUUUCUUCCAAGACAUGAAGGGGAAACAGAUGCUGCCAUUCCAGCCUUUCGCCCUCGAUCAGCCAAACAGGCAUUGCAGCCACUUCUAACUGAAAUUGAAGUCUACUUGCAUCUCCUUGUGCUCAUUUACCUGAUUGACAACAAGAAGCACACUGAGGCUGUGCAAUGUUCUGAACUGUUAAUGGCAAAACUAAUCCCCCAGAACCGGCGCACUUUAGAUAUGAUAGCUGCCAAAUGCUACUUUUACCACUCACGCGCAUAUGAACUGGAAGGCAAGCUUGACACUAUUCGUGGGUUUCUUCAUGCUCGCCUUCGCACAGCCACGCUUAGGUCAGAUUUUGAAGGGCAAGCAACACUGCUGAAUCUGCUGCUAAGGAAUUAUCUGAGCAGUUCCUUGUAUGAGCAGGCAGACAAACUAGUUUCCAAGUCUAGUUUUCCAGACACUGCCACCAACAAUGAGUGGGCCCGGUUCCUUUACUAUCUAGGGCGAAUAAAAGCAGCUCAACUAGAGUAUUCAGAGGCUCAUAAACACUUGCUUCAGGCUAUGAGAAAGGCUCCUCAGCAUAGUGCUGUAGGAUUCAAGCAGACGGUGCAGAAACUGGCUAUUGUUGUUGAGCUGCUGCUAGGUGACAUUCCAGACCGCUCGGUGUUCAGACAACCCACGAUGCGCAAGACUCUAGCUCCCUACUUUCAGCUAACACAAGCUGUCCGAAAUGGCAAUUUACCAAAGUUCAAUGAGACCUUGGUGAAGUUUGGGCCGAAGUUCCAAGGAGAAGACACUUAUACCCUCAUCGUUCGUCUCCGACACAAUGUCAUUAAGACUGGGGUGCGCAUGAUCAGCCUUUCCUAUUCUCGAAUCUCACUGGCAGACAUUGCCCAAAAACUUACCUUGGACAGUCCAGAAGAUGCAGAGUUUAUUGUUGCCAAGGCAAUUCGUGAUGGUGUUAUAGAAGCUACCAUCGAUCAUGAAAAAGGCUAUGUUCAGUCAAAAGAGACAAGUGAUAUUUACAGCACACGAGAGCCAAUGUCAGCCUUCCAUCAGCGCAUCAGUUUCUGUCUUGAUAUCCACAACCAAUCUGUCAAGGCCAUGAGAUUCCCACCCAAGUCAUAUAACAAAGACCUAGAGUCUGCAGAGGAACGUCGUGAAAGGGAGCAGCAAGAACUGGAGAGUGCAAAAGAAAUAGCCGAUGAAGAUUUUGAUGGAUUUCCUUAACUUUUGCUGGUUUAGCUUGUUGCUCCUAGCUCAGCUGUUCCCAACUGUUUAGAAAUGGAUACAAGAUUUGGUGCUUGGGGUGGAAUGUCAAGAAUGUCAGUUGCUUUUCUUCAAUGUAGCUUCCAGUUGGUGUUUACAGUCUGACCAACGGGCAAGGCUUGAGGCAUUUCUAUUAAGAAGUUUGGUUUUUUUAAAUGUGCAUGACUAGUUUGUUAAGUGGUUUACCAAAACAUUACAAGGCAUCACAUGUGAAAAAUAAAGUUAGAGCACUUAAUUAAUGUAACCAAAUUUUUGGUUCUUGUUGCCAUGCAUGGUGGAGACUUUCUGUGAUUGCUGUUGACAGUACAUUUGUAAAAAUAAUGUGAAAGAUAAUUAAAUUGAACUUGAAAAUUU